AUCUGCAGGCAGCGCCGGUCGGUGUGUGACAGCCAGAACAUUAUCCUGAUUGACACAUAAGCUUAAGGAUUAUGAAAUGAUGAACAGUACUGAACCUGAUUCUUCUACCACCGAAUUUGAUUACAGUGACUUAGAGUCAUAUAUCCCAUGCAAUAAGUCAGAUGUCAAAUCUUUCUCUGCCUGGUUCCUCCCCGUCCUGUACAGUUUGGUGUUCCUGGUGGGUCUCCUCGGCAAUGGCCUAGUGGUCUGCGUAUUGCUGCUGUACAAAAAGCUGCGCUCGAUGACUGAUGUGUAUCUGCUGAACCUUGCCAUUUCUGACUUGCUCUUUAUCACUUCACUUCCUUUUUGGUCACACUAUGCCGCUCAUGACACUUGGAUCUUUGGGAGCUUUCUAUGCAAAGUUGUCACCGGCUUUUAUCUAACCGGCUUCUAUGCGAGCAUCUUUUUCAUCACCAUCAUGAGCAUCGACAGGUUUAUGGCAAUAGUGUUUGCUGUGAAUGCCAUGAAGUUGAGAUCCAAAUCCCACAGCGUGGGCAUCAGCAUUUUCUUGUGGGUACUGAGCCUCUGCGCCUCAACUCCUUCAAUGGUGUUCCGUAAAUUGAAAUAUCAAUCACUUCAGCCAAAGUGUGAAGAUGAAUUUCUUGAGCAUCAGACUGGCUGGAACCUUCUGAUUAACUUCCAGUUCAACAUCUUGGGCCUGCUCCUUCCACUGACCAUCAUGGGUUACUGUUAUACCAGAAUCCUUUUGACAUUAAUGAAAUGCAGAAAUUACAAAAAGGAGAGAGCGGUCAAGCUAAUUUUCGUUGUUGUCCUUGUUUUUUUCGUCUUCUGGAUUCCAUACAAUAUUGUCAUUUUUCUGCGUUCAUUACAAAAGUUUGGCUUCUUCCUGGACUGCACAUGGAGCAAAAACCUCGACUAUGCCAUGCAGUGGGUGGAGACCCUGGGUCUGACCCACUGCUGCCUCAACCCGCUCAUCUAUGCCUUAGCUGGACAGGAGUUCAAGAAGUCGGUCUUCAGGAUGCUGAACAGAUGCUUGACCAAAUGCAACUGGUGCAACAAUUGCAAAGUCCGAACAUUCGAAGUAUCCGAAAGUGGAAGUUCCACCUAUUCUAAGUCAAGCGGAGAGAUGAACAUCACUCGAUUGUUAUAAGGUGUAAUGUCACCUGCAAGUGGUCGAAUUCUCUGUUUUACUUUUAAGUCCUAUAAAAGGAAGGAUCCAGAAAAUGCAACUUCCUAAAUAUAAUUAUAAACUUGCUCCAUGAUGACUGGUUCUGAUUUGUUGUACCCACACAAGAGCCCUCAACUGGACUAAGCAGAAACA
Erpetoichthys calabaricus (reedfish) is the source of this 1321-nucleotide messenger RNA. Its product is annotated as C-C chemokine receptor type 4-like. The record is from RefSeq and is a predicted model, not a curated record. Bases 77 to 1150 code for a protein of 357 amino acids. The transcript is spliced from 2 exons. NCBI's taxonomy places the organism in Eukaryota, Metazoa, Chordata, Cladistia, Polypteriformes, Polypteridae. Gene Ontology annotation, biological process: immune response; chemotaxis; G protein-coupled receptor signaling pathway. Gene Ontology annotation, cellular component: membrane. Gene Ontology annotation, molecular function: chemokine receptor activity.